This is a messenger RNA of Apis dorsata (giant honeybee), 3506 nucleotides long. RefSeq names its product androglobin-like. The transcript is spliced from 4 exons. The record is from RefSeq and is a predicted model, not a curated record. Bases 1 to 3471 code for a protein of 1156 amino acids. NCBI's taxonomy places the organism in Eukaryota, Metazoa, Arthropoda, Insecta, Hymenoptera, Apidae.
AUGCACUAUCAAUCGCCGCAAGACAAAUGGGAUUUCUUGAGAAAAUACGCGGAUCAUUUCGAAUGGGAGAAAGAAGACGAGCAAGAAAGUCAGGAGGUGAAAUCCAAGAGGAUUAAAGAAGUGAAAAAAUCUAAGGAAACGAUGAGAACGAGGAAGUCUAAGGAUACCGAUCGUACGGGGAAGACCGACGACACGAGAAAAUCGAAGUUCGACGAUCCAAAGAUUAAAGCGUUGAUUAAACCACAACCAGUUUCCCUGUUUCUCGAUUUAAGAGAUAUAAAAAACGAAAAUAUCCCGGAAUUGUCACCGUGUUGGAGCCACUUCAUUUACGUAGAUCAGUCGCGUGAUAUUCCCCUAGAUCCUAAAGACGUGAAGCCUCCUCUAGCAAAAUGGAAGUUUUAUCGAUGGUUAAAAUGGGCAAUCAGCGAGAAUAUAAUCAAUCCAAUCGAAUAUUUCGUACCGAUCCGAUCGUUGAAAGUUGUCAGCCCUUUGAAGAAAUGCGAGGAGAGUGUGGUGAAUAAAUACAAUAAGUUGAUGAAGAACGUUGUUGACAACGAUAUAUUCAGAGCGAUGGAAGAUAAUAAAAUUAAUGAAAGAUCAAAGAAUCCCCAGAAAGACGAGACGUUAGACGAUAUCUGUUUCUGGGCGGACUUCAACAAAAUAGAACCCUACAUAAAAGAAGUUGAUUUCUUCUAUAAAUUAGAUUAUUUUCAAUACACUAUGAAAUUGUCGGAUCGUUUUGCAAUGAAACCGAGCGAUGAGAAAUCUGAGACGAAGAAAGACAGUAAGAAGGAGAGCAAAAAGAGUUCUCCGUCCAGACAAACCAAAGAUCCCGAAUUCAUCGACACGUAUCUAUGGCCCCAAAAAAUGUUAAAAUCCAGGAACGAUCCAUUGUACAUUUUCACCGAUUCCGUGGAGGAAAAAUUCUUCUUGAUCAACUUCUCGACGUUUCAAGUUACCGGGGAAAUCGUGAAAAACGAGAGGGACGAAGGGACAAAUCCUAGAACUCUGCUGAAAGCGCACAAGGGUUAUCUGGCCGUGGAAAAGAAUCAUUGGUUUCGAAAACUGGAGAAACCCGACUAUUUGAUUUUCAUUCUAACUGCUGGGACAAAAGCGACUAUACUCGAAAUAAAUCCCGGAAGACAUAUCUUGCAAAUCUAUUGUCAUUCAGACUCGAAUUGUUACGUGAGCAUUUCCUCGGACACGAUUUUCCACGUGGGUGAUAGAAGAAAGAUGUAUCAAUUGAUGUGCACGGAAUCCGAAAUGGUCAAUAGGAUGGCGAAGCACAUAAGCAACUCCAUAAGUAAUGCCUUUCAAUCGUUUGGCACCGAAAGAUAUUCGAAAGAGUUGAAGUUUUAUUACGGUAGCUACUUACCGUUCUCUCUGGAGAAAAAGAAAAGAAAAAAAAUAUUUUAUCAAAAGGUGCACGAAUAUUUUAUCAAAGAACUGGUAAACUCCCUUACAAAGAUUAUAACCGAGAACGACUUACCGAACGUGUUGAGGGCAUUGAGAGUAUUUUUUCUGAAUCAUAAGAUCGGUAUGCAAUGCUACGACGAGAUCUCGGUAAUUUUGAGGACUUUAAGAUAUAGGAGCAUACACGGAGAAGAUCCGCCUUUAGAGUCCAGAUUUAAUUUCGUUUCUCGAAAGGAUGAAGCUGCUAGCAUUAUUCAAUCAUUUUUCAAGAUGAUUAUACUGAAAAAGUAUAUGAAGAUGCAUAAGCCUCAACACGAAAAGCACAAUGAGAUUUUGCAAAAUUUACUUAAGAUCACGGAAUUGUUUAAUUACAACAAACAAGAAUCAUUGGCUAAUAAUAUAUUGAGAAAUAUUGUCAAGUAUCAUGAUAAAUUCUACGAUAUUUUCUAUUGCUCUAAAGAUUUUGAGUACAUCUUGCAAUCCGUAGAGUUCAAGGGGACGUUGACCAACGUGAAGCCAAAUCAAUGGUUUCCUAUUAUAAGAAUUAUAAUAAAUCCUCGAGUCGGUGAGGUGGUUCUCGCGAAUAUAAAUCUAUUCAUUAAUCUACCGAGAUACGAUGUGCGCGUGUUCGACAACCUGUUGGACAAAGAGAUAUUAAAAGUAGUGAAUAACGUGGUGCCAACUCGUUACGAGCACACGAAACUUGGUUACACCCUUUUCUGUUACGGAUGGACCGAUAGCGAUACAAAUCAGACGAAAGAGUUACCCUGGACUUUAAAUAUAAUCACCAUGAAAGGACAGCCCGAGUUUCAAUUUUUGAUCAAUGAAACCAGCUAUACCAUGAUCACACCUCCCACCUUGAUCAUAGAAGAGUUGUGCAACACUUAUAUCCCCAAUUCGAGAAAUUUCAUUUCAAAAUGGACUAUUCGAGUGAUGCAGUCUAGUAUAAUGUCGUUCAGAUUACGAGUAUCGUACAGUAAUGCGAAAAUAAGGCUGAGAGUAAAGGACGAGCAUGGCAAUUUGAUAUCGAGAAAUAGAGGUUUCGCAGUAGUCAUCUUGCCAGUCGUGUAUUUGAAGUUUAAGAAAAGAUUUGAUGAGAAGAUGCACGAAUACAAGGAGGAAAUCGAUAUCAAAAAAAAUGAUAAGUAUAACGUGGUACCUUACACGACUUAUUACUUGGAAGGAUCGGUUCUCGGUAAAACGUGGCCACUUACGAGGGCAGAAUGGAGUAUCGUGUCGGAAUUUAAAGUGAAACCAAGUGGAUCUAUAGUUAGAACGAAAUUACCAUCUAAUAAUGUGAUAAGAAAGAAUGACACAUCGAGAUCAAAGAAAAGUAUCAAGCAAUCCACCGAAAAUGUUCAAACUCUCGAGUCUCCUUAUUGGAUUCUUCAAGUGAUCACGGAUUCUGGAAGUAAAGUAGAGAUAUUCGAAGACAGGACGAAGGAGUUGGAAAUAGCCGAGAUGAAGGAAAUCUGGGCACAAGACAAUCCCGACAGUUUGGAACGUGGGAGAGAAAUCCGUAAAGCUUUCAUAAAGAAACACGCGGUCAAACAGCCGAUAGAAUGUUUGGAAAAGAAAGUUUCGAAUCUGUCUGAAAAACCGUUGAUAAAAAAAGACAACGAGCGAUCGUUGGUGGACGCGCCAGAUAUAUCGCAUUGCAUGGAGGAGAGGACUUUGAGCCCGCCUCCUUCGCUUCGUAGACUUCCACCCUUGGAUCUGUCGGUAUACGAGGUCAAAGAGGAUGAAGAGAUAUUGAAGACCGAAUCGAAAGAAGAAAUGCUGAGUGUGCUGCGCAAAUUGGAUGUUACGUGCGCUCAACAGGAUUACGAGCAAUUUCUCGAAGAAUUGGAGAAUUUAAACAAAUUGCAGAAAUUGGAGCACGAUAUACUGUAUCGGAUCAAAUACAUGGAAGCAUUUCGCGAGAGGAAAGCUUUAAUGGAGAAUUUAUACGAGGUUCGAAAAAAUUACAUUGCCAUGAAAUCUCUUGCACCGAGCGUUAAGUCUACUAAAAAGAGUCCUAUAAGCUUUAAAAAAAGCAAGAAAAAUAAAAAGACUUAGGCUAAUUAAAGUUUAAAGUUUUAAGAAAUAGAAUA